AUGACACAGGAAUCUUACAAUUUCAAUGAUACGUAUGUUUUUAUUCAGUUUUACUUCUAUAAUGGACUUCAACUAACUUUGAAACCCAGUGUUUAUAUCAGAAAUAUAAAUGAAAAAGUAUCAAUUAACACCAUAAAAUCCAAACUUACAGAAAUAUUCGAUAAUUAUGGUCCAAUACAGAGUAUAACAGCACAUAAGAACGUUAAAAUGAGAGGACAAGCGUUUGUGUCUCUUGAGAGUGAAGAAAAAGCUCAACAAGCUAUUAAGGAAUUGAAUGGAACUCAAUUAUUUGAAAAAAAAAUUGAAGUUUCAUUUGCAAAGAGUAGUUCAAAUUCAUCAGUGGAAAAUAAAUUAGUUGAAAAAGAUUAUAAUGAGUAUUUAAACAAACGUAAAUUACAUAAGGAAGAACUUGAUAAGAAGAAAGAACAAGAACCAGUAAAGAAACCUAAAAUUAAAAUUGAAAACUUACCACCAAAUAAAAUUCUAUUGGUUCAAGGAUUACCAAAAGAUGUUACACAAGAUGAACUUGUGGAAAUAUUUGAAAAAUAUAAUGGCUUUGUUGAAGUUAGAUUAGUUGCAGUAAGAGGUGUUGCAUUCAUUGAAUAUGAAAAUGAUAAAGAUGCUAUACCUGCUAAAGAAGGAACAGCUGAUUUAACUAUUAAAGAUACUAAACCUAUAGUUAAUUUUGCAAAGAAAUGA
Molecule: messenger RNA, 699 nt
Organism: Hansenula ciferrii
Lineage: Eukaryota; Fungi; Ascomycota; Saccharomycetes; Phaffomycetales; Wickerhamomycetaceae
Gene: MUD1
Product: Mud1p
Exons: 1
Coding region: 1-699 (232 amino acids)
Biological process (GO): mRNA splicing, via spliceosome
Cellular component (GO): precatalytic spliceosome
Molecular function (GO): mRNA binding; snRNA binding
Source: RefSeq, a predicted model, not a curated record